Nomascus leucogenys (northern white-cheeked gibbon) is the source of this 642-nucleotide messenger RNA. RefSeq names its product HIG1 hypoxia inducible domain family member 1B (gene HIGD1B). Gene Ontology annotation, cellular component: mitochondrion. Gene Ontology annotation, biological process: mitochondrial respirasome assembly. The record is from RefSeq and is a predicted model, not a curated record. NCBI's taxonomy places the organism in Eukaryota, Metazoa, Chordata, Mammalia, Primates, Hylobatidae.
UCUCCCUAGCACACCCUAUCUUUUUCCAUUUGCUUAGCACAUACUUUUUCUUCUCCUAAACAAGGGUGCCAGGAUAUACUAGCAUUCCUAAGCUUCAGUACUUAUCUGGAAAGGGUUUCCAUUUAACCAGCCCCCUGGAGGUUAGCAUUGCAGUUAGGAGUGCAAACACUGGAGCCAGCCUGACCUGGGUUCAGAUGACAAAACUGCUCAGGACAGGGCUGCAGCAUAGGAGUCUCAGCUGCUUACAUCCAGGUCCAGGAUUAUGUCUGCUAACAGACGCUGGUGGGUACCACCUGACGACGAAGACAGUGUGUCUGAGAAGUUCCUGAGGAAGACUCGGGAAUCUCCGCUGGUACCUAUAGGCUUAGGAGGCUGCUUGGUGGUAGCAGCAUACAGGAUUUACCGGCUGAGGUCUCGUGGUUCCACCAAGAUGUCCAUACACCUGAUUCACACCCGAGUGGCAGCGCAGGCCUGUGCAGUGGGUGCAAUCAUGCUAGGUGCUGUGUACACAAUGUACAGUGAUUAUGUCAAGAGGAUGGCACAGGAUGCUGGAGAGAAGUAGGACUCCUAUAAGAGCCGGGGAUGUCCGACUCCCCUAAAUCAAUCUCUGGUACAUUCCUAAUAAAGCAGUUUUGAGGAAAA